Messenger RNA from Linum trigynum, 1086 nucleotides. The record is from the annotation of a GenBank genome assembly. NCBI's taxonomy places the organism in Eukaryota, Viridiplantae, Streptophyta, Magnoliopsida, Malpighiales, Linaceae.
AUGAGGAAGCCUGAGGCUACUCCAGGAAAGAACAACAGCAGCAACAACAAUAAGCUUAGGAAGGGGCUUUGGUCGCCUGAGGAAGAUGACAAGCUGAUGAACUACAUGAUGAACAAUGGCCAAGGCUGCUGGAGUGAUGUUGCCAGAAAUGCUGGCCUGCAGAGGUGCGGGAAGAGCUGCCGCCUCAGGUGGAUCAAUUACCUUAGACCUGACCUCAAGAGGGGUGCAUUCUCUCCCCAGGAAGAAGAGCUCAUUAUCCAUUUGCAUUCCCUUCUUGGAAACAGGUGGUCACAGAUAGCGGCUCGUCUGCCAGGGAGGACGGACAACGAGAUUAAGAACUUUUGGAACUCGACCAUCAAGAAGAGAAUAAAGAACAUGUCCUCCUCGGCCACGACGUCGCCCAACACGAGCGACUCGUCGUCCGAGCUGCCGAGCAAAGACAGUGGAGGGCUGGUGGGCGCGGGCGGUUUCAUGUCGCCAAUGUUCAUGGACGUGGUCGUGCCAUCCCUGACGUCGACAAACUCAUCCACCUCGUCAUCGUCCAUGGCUCUGAACGCUGGCAACCACAUGAUCGACUCGUUGCAGAUCCACAUCGACCACCACCAUCAGGGUCUGAUGAACAUGUAUGGUGGUGCGAACGGGUACUUUGGUGGUGUUGGUCAGAAUGAGAUGCCUGCUCUCAGUUUCAGAGGGGAUCGGAUGAUCGGUUCGUAUGGGUUAGGGCAAGGGGGGAUGUUUGCAGGAGGAGGACUUGGUAGUGGGAUGGAUAAGGAGCUUCAAGUCCCACCAUUGGAGAGCAUAAGCAUGGAGGAGAAUAAUGGUCCCAAUAACAACAUAGUCAUAAGUAGCAACUUGAACAAUAAGUACCCUUUUGUGAAUAGUAACAACAUUAAGGGGGAGAGUAACCACCACAACAACAAUAAUCAUCAUCAUAGUAACAACUUGGGAGGAGGAGGGGUGGAUAACACUAAUAAUCUUGGCAACUUUUGGCAAGGAGAAGACCAACUCAAAGUUGGGGAGUGGGAUUUCGAGGAGCUCAUGAAAGAUGUUUCCUCCUUCCCCUUUCUUGACUUCCAAGUCGAAUAG